Messenger RNA from Limanda limanda (common dab), 12861 nucleotides. RefSeq names its product StAR-related lipid transfer (START) domain containing 9 (gene stard9). Bases 180 to 10730 code for a protein of 3516 amino acids. Gene Ontology annotation, biological process: microtubule-based movement. NCBI's taxonomy places the organism in Eukaryota, Metazoa, Chordata, Actinopteri, Pleuronectiformes, Pleuronectidae. The transcript has 32 exons. The record is from RefSeq and is a predicted model, not a curated record. Gene Ontology annotation, molecular function: lipid binding; microtubule motor activity; ATP binding.
GGGCGGGAGAGGCGGUGGAUCGUGGAGCAGCAGCCGGGCAGAGGAUGAGCUGAGCGGGCAGCAGGAGGCAGCUCCUCCGGCCUCUCACCCUCCGGUCGGACCGACACACACCGACAUGCUCACCGGGGGACAGGUGACUCCUCAGCGGCUCCUCUCCGGUGAAACCAGCGGGACACAUCAUGGCAAACGUUAAAGUUGCCAUCAGGGUCCGUCCUCCCACUGCGAGGGAAGGUGCGGAUGGAGGAAAGCUCGCGGUUCAGGUGGAGGAUAAAUCUGUGAGGAUCCAGAAUGGGAAACUGGAUGGACGUGCAGACGGAGCUGUGGAUUCCAGGGAGAAGCUUCUGGAGUUUGGUUUUGACUACUGCUACUGGUCGGUGGACCCUGCGGACCCUCACUAUGCCUCACAGGAGGAGGUGUUCCAGGACCUGGGUGUGCUGGUGCUGUCCGGAGCGUCGGAGGGAUACAACGUGUGUCUGUUUGCUUACGGCCAAACAGGAUCUGGAAAGACGUACACCAUGAUGGGGACACCGGAUUCCAUUGGCUUAACCCCUCGCAUCUGCCAGGGUCUCUUUAGGUCUGAAGACACUUUUCCCGACGGGCAAAAUUCAAGCAGAGUGGAGAUCAGCUUCCUGGAGAUCUACAAUGAGCGUGUGAGGGACUUGCUGAGAGGAGGAGAGCAGAAGAAGAAAGCCUCACUGAGGGUCCGAGAACAUCCUGAGAAAGGACCCUACGUUCAAGAUCUGUCUCAGCAUGUGGUCUCAGACUGCAAACAGGCCAUGGAGCUUUUGGAGGAAGGCAUUGCCAACCGCAUCACCGCAGCAACACACAACCAUGACGCCAGCAGCAGAUCCCACGCCAUCUUCACCAUUCAGUACACACAGGCAAUCCUGGAAAACGACCGUCCUUCAGAAACUGUCAGCAAGAUUAACCUGGUGGAUUUGGCUGGGAGUGAGCGAGCCGACCCCCACUACUGCAGAGACAGACUGACCGAAGGCUCCAACAUCAACAAGUCGCUGGUCACGUUGGGCAUCGUCAUUUCUGCUCUUGCCCAGAACUCCCAGAUGUCGAGCAGCUGCCAGAGCAUCAACAGCAUGGCCUCAGAGGCUGAUGGCAGCACGGUGGGUAGUCACAGCAGCUCCCUGUCUGGAGGAGGAGGAGGAGGAGCAGGAGGAGGGAGGAGGCACUGCUUUAUCCCCUACAGAGACUCAGUCCUCACCUGGCUGCUGAAAGACAGCCUGGGCGGCAACUCCAAGACCAUUAUGGUUGCAACGGUUUCACCCUCCGCUAACAGCUACAAUGAGACCCUCAGCACCCUGCGCUACGCUGCCCAUGCCAGAAAUAUUGUCAAUAAACCCCGAGUUAAUGAGGAUGCCAACGUUCGUCUGAUCCGGGAGCUGAGAGAGGAGAUUGACAGGCUGAAGAGCAUGCUGCUCAGUUUUGAAUCGCAGCGCAAUCCCAGUCCGUCCCUGAGUGAUGAGAGGGAUGGAAAUCUCUCUGACAUGGUGCUUCAGAACGAACUGAAGGUGCAACAGCUGACGAAAGACUGGUCCGAGAGCUGGGGAGACAAGAAGGAGCUGCUGGAGAAAUACAGCGUGGACAUCAACAGGGAGCGGGCCGGCUUCCUCAUCAACUCCCUCGCACCUCACCUGGUCACCCUCGAUCGAGAUGUUCUCAGCACCGGGGUCGUCAUCUAUUACCUCAGGGAAGGAGUCACUCACAUGGGACCUCAGAACCAGUGUGAAGAGCCACAGAUAGUUCUGCAGGGCGGUGCGAGCUGUGAGAUUGAAAACCGUGGAGGUGUGGUAACGCUCAGACCUCUGUCAGGCUGCUGCUGCCUGCUCGACGACACAGAGAUCACCGAGCCCUGCCGACUGGCUCAAGGGAUGGUGAUCACCUUGGGAGGAGUGCACAGGUUCCGCUUCAACCAUCCGGCAGAGGCAGCCGUCCUCCGGGAGCGCAGGCGGGCUAGUGAAGGUGGCAUGAACUGCACCUACAUUGACCUCUGCCCCUUGACCCCUGACCACAGUGUCGAGGAAGCGAAGCUCCAGGAGCAGCUGGGUGCCUGUCUCUCCGGCUCCGAGGAGCCGACUGUGAGGCAGCUUGUGGAGGAGCAGCAGCGCUACGUGGAGGGUUUGCGACAGGAGAUCCAGGCCGCACAGAGACGAGCGGAGGAAGGGCUGGAGAGGGAGCAGGCUCACCUUCGACAGCAGCACGCGGAGAUCCAGCAGUGGAUUAUACUAGAGAAACAACGUCUGACAGCUUUCACGCAGAGAGUCACCCAAGAAUCUGGAGUUCAAACAGACUUUAUCCCUGAGUCUCUCCUGGGGCGGCUCACAAGCCGGACCCCCGAGGAUCAGGAAGAGCCGACAGUGCUCCGCCCCUGCCAGGUGGUGAAAGCCAGGAAGAAGGCGGUGCAGGAGGAGCUAAUAAAGCAUCACGCCCUUUAUCGUGCCGAAAGUCGCAUCCGUCGGAAAAGGCUGCAGUACCAGCUGGAGAGAAUUGCCCGAAAGCAGCGUCUAUUGGAGGCUAAGAGGGAACUGCAGCAGCUGGAAAAGGCUCUGCCUCCUGGACCGGACAGCCCGGAGUCUCUUGAGCAAGUGUCCCCCUCAAACCUCAGGGGACAGCAUUUUGUUUCUCGUAGACACUCAUUCUCAGCAGAUGUCCUGUCCCGGCUCUACCCACAACACACCCCCAUCUUCAGACAUUUCCUGAAGAGAAACCGACCCACAGACCUGACUUCGGAUUCCAUCGGCAGCAGGAAGUGGUUGUCAGAUGAGUGUCUUCCUCGAGAAAGAACUCAAAGCUGUUCUGGAACAAUCUUCUCAGGAAAAAGGCCGUUGUGCCGGAGUCGGUUCACCUCCUCUGAAAACAUCAGACAAACUUCCGGUGAGGAACCACAAGCUCUGCCGUGUCGGGAUCGGCCUGAGAGAAAACCUCUGCUGCCAAACCGAGAUCUGUCCUUUAAAAACCGAUCAGAUCGGAGCGCAACAGUUAUCUUGAAGUCACCGCUUGGAACUGCGGUGCCAGUCAGCAAAGAAAAUAUACACGGGUCCACAACGGACAAUCCUGGUUCUGAAACUGUCUCUUGUAUGACUGGGAGAACCCCGUCCCUCACACCUAACAGUGGACUAGACACCAUCAGGAAAUCUUUCUCUGGUUCAGUGGGACCCAGGUUAAAAACAGCUCUGUCCAAAGUGUUCAGAAAACCACCGUUGGGUGCGAAUGGAGGACGAGGCCUCAAACCUUUGGGGAGGAUAGCGAGCAAAUUUCACUGGAGACAAAAAAGAGACGGGAUCCUAAAAGACGGCAACAUGAGCCGAAGCCAAUGUGCCAUCAAAGCAGCCGUCUCCUGUGAGGAGCUCGACCAGAGGAGUCGGUUUGACGGCUUCAGACAGAGGCGAUGGCACAGCACCGAGGCCCUGGUGAAAAAGACGUGCCGAUGGGUUGAAAGGCAGCAAGAACUGAUCGGAUGGGAUGAGGAGCAAGAAGAGAGGGAUGAAGGAACGUCAGACUGCGAGAGCCUUUUCUCUCUCGACUCGCUGUCCUCUGCUUAUGUGACGGCUCUGGCGGAGCAGCUGAGACAAGAGGAAGCGCAGAGCGGAGCAGAAAGUGAAGACUCUCAGAUGUCUGAAGACUCUUUGGCUGUGGAGAGGAGUGGGAGAAACCUUGCAAUGGAGAGACUUAGCCGCACAGUGGCACCAACUUACUCUCUGGUCCCGGAUUCUUCUGUUUUACCGAUGUGGCACAAUGGUCAGAAACCCCAGGUAACCCCAGUGGAGGUUUACCCAAAAUCAAGAUGUAAAGGUGAGAUUGGUGCAGAAGGGAAUCCUCCAUUUAAAACCCUGUUAGUUGCAGAUUCCAGAGGCAAAGACACUACGCAAAAACUGACUGAAGACUCUGGUAACAUAGAGACCAGUUUGACCGACAGCCCGCGCUCACUGAGCAGCUACAGCUCGAUGGAGCCUGAACACGUGCUUCUCACUGACGCCUGGUCCUCCACUGAUGCAGGAGACAGUCCCAGGAUUCUAAAGGAUUCCCUGCCUUCCCAAAGAAAAAUGGUGUUCACACAAGUUGAGAGCAGCAGCUACACCAGCAGCAGCAGAUCCAGUCUGACCAGUAUGAACCUGUCAGACUCUCAGAGCGGAUACAGAAGCUGUAGCUCAACGUCCACCAGCGCUGAUGGUGUAAAUGCGACAGUGCAGAAACGCAGAACCACGGUUUCAGUGGAGUUUCAAACAACAACAGGAGAGCGAGCAGGGCCACAGUCUGAAAAUGUGGAACAGGCUGUUAUAGAUACUGAGAGUCCAGCAACCUUACCCACCUCGGAUCGGAGCACUUCUCUGUCCCACACUGGGAUUCUUUACACUGCACAAGCAUCAAACAUGCAUCAGGUGGUUAAAGAUGCACCUGCUGUCGUAGCUGGUGAUGUCACUAUGUCUUCUGACAGUGAAAUGAGCCUCUCGUGUUCCCAAUCACAAACAAAUUCCACGACAAAUCCUCCUAUUCAAGGCCAAGACCUGAAGAAGGUCUCUGAAGCUCUGAGUUCCUCCAAACCUUCUACUGAAGACGAUUCACUAUGCAAUCUGAAUAGAACAGAAACUUUUAAAGAUGUACAGCACUAUGAGCCUGAGAAUACCAAAGAUAUAUCACUGUCCAGGGAUGAAACCAAAGGAUCUGAGCAGCAUGUUGCACUAAACCAGGAGCUUGUUAAAUCCACUUGUAAAAAUUCCAGGAAGAGAAACAAAGAGCAACAAGAUGCUUUUAUUGGCAGCAUGAAAAUUCCAAAAAGGAGCAACAGCAGCGAACUGGUAACGUUCUGCUCGACACCAGUGGGCAGCCCGGAAGAUGCUUUGCUCGAUGACAAUAACAACGCUAAUGACUUUAAAGAGGAGCGAUCUGCGGUGGAGACUGAAUGUGAUUCUGCUUGUGCUGAGGGAAGAGACAAAGUGGCUUCAGGAGCAUCUGCACUUUCUGUGCCCAUGAACAGAAAAGUUGAACCCGUGUUUGCAGACUCUAAAUGUCGGCUAACAAGUAGUGAGAAAAGUUCCCAGAGUGACUUCUCGGUGGGAGACAGAAAGGAAGACGAAAAAGGAAACGUAAGAAUCGAGGAGGUAGUUGCAGGAACUCGAGGGAUUAACAGAAAGCAUGCAUUCAAUGAUUCAGAUGCUAUUUGUAGUGCCAUUGACCUGAGAAUCUCCGAAAUGGUAAAAGAGAGAGUGAGGUUGUCAUUGAUCGGUGGUGAUGGUGAGAGAACGAGCAGGAGUGAACGCCUGAGUGCUUUAGCGUCAUGUGUAGGUAAUUGUAGUGAUGGACAUGCAUCGAUGGAAAAACAGGUUAGAGAUGAACAGAAGGAUCAGGUGAGAGAGAGAAACCUCAGUGGACGUGAGUCAGUGGAAACCACACGUGACCUGGAGAGAGAUGAGCUCCUGGCAUCAAAUCUGUCAGGUGAAUUGAGAGAGAGAAGUAAGAGCUUCAUGCUUAAAUCCACUAAAGUGACACUAAAGAAUGGCCGAGCUCGUAACUUUCCUGACGGGACUUUAAAUAAACCAAUAAACAAGGAGGCCUCUCCCAAAUGCAGCGACAUCCAAUCACAUCUGACACUUACCAGCCACGAAGAGGCCGAGCCCUCUGGAAAAAACAUUUCCUCAAAGAAUGAUUCUCCUUCAGCAAGAAAACAUAUUGAUUUUCACAGGAACACUCUGCAGGAAAUUGCUCCAUCUGAAGAAAUGAAUGAUGUCGGUAAACAAAAAGUGACUUCCCAUCGUAAUUCUCCCAUGAGUGACGUGAAGAGAAUGGACACACAGAGUUGCUCCGAUGCUCCCACUGUGGAUCCAGAUAACCCACAACUUCAACAAACACACAACGAAACACCAUCAAUAAUCAGUGCUGCCUGUGUAUCCGUCCGUUUGGAAGCUGUCAGUUUGGAAAGUGCAUCUAGUGCCGAAGAUAAAAGUCAUUAUUCAUACAAACAAAGCUCACCAAAGACGAUUGGCAAGCCUCACUCGUAUAGUCCCGACAGAUCUGGAGAUACAACAUUUUCAGUUGGAGGUCGUCUUCUGUUCAAGCCACCCGAUCCAAACAGGGACCAGAAUACAUCCUUUGAUGAGAAUGCCACGACCAAAGGGAUUGCUGUUACUCCUGGCCAGGAGGAAAACGUUGAAGCGGAGACCACAACAGGAGGGAAACUGUCUGUCCCAUCACAGGAUCAGUUUAACUGUGCAGAUCGUUUGGCUCGGGCUUGUGAGAGCAAAAAGAAUCACAACAAGAACCACGAUUUAUCAAAUCCACAGAGCAAAUGUGAUAAAUAUACUGAAGUCCACAGUAAAGGAACCCGUGUGUUGAAAAAUCGGUCUGAAGCACCGGUUCCAGAGAUCUCGGCUGAAUUAAAACAUGACAAAAAUAGUUGUGGCUCCAUUCAGCCUCCGCUCAAAAGACCACAGGGAAAUAUUGUCAAGAAUACAAAUGGCUCUGGAUCUCUCGUGUCCAGAGAAGGUGAUGUAAACACAUCCUGUGUUACCCAAGGUGACUCAGCCCUUCUGUUCAAAAAGACCAAGAGGUUCCGAAGGUCUAAGACCCAGACUCAUCCUACCUCUUCCUCUGAGUCCUCCCUGAAGUCGUCAGAUGAGGAUGAGGAGGAUGACAAAACUACCAGAGCGCAUCACAGCCGACUCUCAUCUAAAUGGGUCAAGCUUGCCACACAGAGUCACGGUAAACAAGACGUUAAACAGCCUAGAAGCAACGCUCCAGAUGCUUCUAUGUCAGUAUUAGUAAGCAAAACUAAAAUGAAAGGUUGUUCUGCUGGAACUCCGGGUAAAAGUGAAGUGAAAUCGAAUAGAGACUACGGCCAAAAGAGACAAUCAUUACCUCCUCAAGCAAAGUCACAAAAGACAAAUGCAGAAAGAAUCUUUCCAAGUGCAAAGAAGCCACUGACGCCCCAGGACUCCCUUAUGCAUUUCGCCUCAAGUGACAUCAACCCUUUUGUUCACCAGUGGCAAGACGACGACUCAGACCAGCACUGCUACAAGAACCCGUCGUUCGGGAGCGCCGCGGACCUGUCCUGCAAAUCUCCUCUUCUGAACAGUGCAGAGAAACGCAUUACAAGGUGCUGCAGUGUGGACAACGGUCUGAACGGCCAGAACUCUCCUUUCAAUUCCCACCUCAGCACGUACGCCACCAACAAGGGGCUGUCCAGUACACUGAGCAGCAUAGAAGACUAUAAGGAGCCUGGAAACCAAACGUCUCCGCCUGCACCCGGUCAACAGAUCGAUCUCCACAGUCAUUUAGCCAAUCUGACAGUGAGCAGCAGUUCAUCAAGCAACUAUGCUCCGGGUGGUUUUGGUGCCAACUCCAGUCACGUGGACGAAAUUAUGUACGUUUACUCCUCUGAGAAAGAAUCCCAGGUAAAGAAAACACCGGCCCAAAGGACGAGGACGAGCGAACAUGGCACUCAAACAGAGCAUGGGCUUCCAACAGUGAAAUUUAUUAAAAGCUGUAGUGGUCCAAUAAGGAAAGAUCGUCACAGACGGAGCAACACCGAUGAACCUGCGACACGGAAAACCAAGACGGACAUUAAAGAGUCUCCUACGUGGGUCAGCAUGGAGAGCAUGUCGGCUCACCUCUCCAAGUUGAUCGACAGCACCUCAGAUCUGCUGGGAGACGUCCAGGAAAUGAGGACAGGUGAAGUCAGCUUCAGGUCCACUCCGAGGAGGAGCUUCAACUCGUCAAACCUCAGCAGCUCCUGUGGUGAGUCUGUCGACUGCACCACGAGAGACUGGUCUACUCAAACGGCUGUAGAUGUUGGGAUCCAGACAGAAAAGCUUUCCACACCAGCAGAGGAGGAAGUUGCCGUCCAUCAGACGCCCGGUGAGAAGUCCAAACCUCACGAGAUCAACGUGAUAGUCAAAUUGAUCGGUUCUGAGGCCGUCAGUGUGUCUCGGGAGAAGGAUGUGCACUGCGUGGUGAAAACAAAAGCUAACUCGGACGAAAAGAUGCAGAGCCUGCCUGACAUCAUCGGGCCUAAAACGCCUCCUGGGAAGAUUACAGCUGAAAGACGCGUGAGAUCGGCUUCUUCUCGAGUCUCAAAGCAAAGCAGGCCUGAGGCUCCGUGCCAUAAAAGUGCUGCAACUUCUGAAAUCCUCCGAGGAUCCUCAAGAGACCAACAGAAUCACAGUUCGUCUGUGAGAAAUGAUCCUUCACCGUGUUCAAAGAAACUGGCCACGUUUAAAGACCGUGCAUCAUCUCCCAUUCUGACUGUGGGAGCAAGAUUACGUUUGAAGCAGAGAGGGAAACAAAUAACGUGUCCCUCGAAACAUGUGGGUGGGAAAACAAGCCUCGCUUUUGAGGAAGAUGGACGAAAUGUGUCUUCCAGCAAACAGUCAGCCUGCACAUCUGUCUCAGGCAAUGUGCAAAUGUCCACAUCGGAUUGUGAUGUUUCAUCGAGUCAGUCAGAGUCCGUGUGGCUUGAGAAGGGAAGUGAAGUGAGCUGCUCGGGUCCUGAAGGAUCAGAUAACUGCUCUGCAAGCCACAGUUCCUCACUGGAUAGAUAUGUAACGACCUGUAAAGACAAGGAGGACACACAUGCCAGCUCAAAAAGACAGAUGACCUCUCUUCAAACAAGGACGUCUAAAACAGGUCAAACUGUGAAUCACAUCCGUCCUUUAAAAACACAAACUGAGCACAAACAGCAGGUGACAGCAAGACAUGGAAAACCAUCAGGCUACACAAGACCUGUUGUAGACUCUGUGGAUUUCUGCAUCGAUUCCUGCGACUUGUCACCAGUCAGCGACGGGACUGUUCAUCUCCAAGAGGACGACAUGGUGUCACUGGCUCCCAGUGAGUGCAACACAGAGGUGCUCCUGAGCAUUAAUCCUGUCACCAGCGUGUCUGUACGUCCAGACCACCUCAUGGACCCAGAAGACCUGCCCGUGCACAACAAGUUCAACAACUGGUCGGGCAUCCACCCGCAACAAUCCAAACACCCGAACAGGUUGGACACAUCGCUCGGCAACGACCACGAGCGGAGCAGGAACCGUCCCGAAUGGGGGGAGGUGGAAAGUUGCGUUUCAAACUCCACAGAGUCUGUGGAGACCAGCGGCCGACGGGCCAGAGAGAUAGAGAGGCUGCGACAGGAGAGAGAGCAGGUGAUGGCAACGGUCAACCUGAGCAUGAACACCACACCUCUAACCGUGGAGCUGACGGAGGCCAAGCUGCAUUAUGGGCUGGGAGAAACCGACACGCUGCUGAAGAUGCUUUCCCCGAGGUGCAGAGACGAGCUGGAGCCACGGACGCCUGCUCCGACUAAACAGCAGCUGUACGACCGACAUCGGAGGAGUAUCGAGGGUUUGAGGCAGGAGAGGGAGGAUCGGCUCCAGACUUACCGCAGAGCUCGCAGUCUGAGUCCCAGCAAACAUCCUCGCUACUUUCCUCCAGAGGCUGCGUCAUCCUCCAAAGUGUCAGUCGCCACGACCUGUCGCCCUAAUGAGCUCCUGCAGCAGCUCCGCCCAGAGGUGACGGACAGCACCAGAACACCAAAUCCUCCAAGAGGAGAGGGCCAGUGUCCGUCUGACAUUGAGCAGCUGUUGCGUGACUACGGCCGAGCCCGAGAAGAAGCCAGGACCGAGAUUGCGAGGGCGAGGGAGCGACUGAGAGAGAGAACUGAGCAGGAGAAGAGGAGGCUGCAGCAGCAGGCCUCGUCCCAGGAAGCAAAGGACGACCUGAGGCAUCGGACCAGAAUCAGUAACAGCACCUUGUGCACCGGGUCGAGCCUGAGUCUUUCCUCUGGACCCACUUCAGGGUACAACAGUGGCAACACUGUUCAGCUACAGACCAGCAACAGACCAGUUGUGACUGGACAGACGACAGGGUUCCAGGAUGAAGGGCUGAAGGUCAGGACACGUCCUCCUGUAUGUGCCCCCCCGAGUGUGAAGACACAGAGAGUCUGGCUGUCGGCCCAGGAUGUCCGCCAUGACGCUUCUAUCACCUCCUUUGACCCCCUGAUGACCUCAUCUCCAUCACCCGCCACUGGUGCACGCCAACGCACCGCCUCCUUUGGCUCCGCCUCUUCUAUCUCCACGGCCUAUCAGGACAUCACGUCCAUUCUCCUUCGGCAAGCUCUAUCAGAGGUGCGAUUGGCUUCAGCCAGAGAUUUGACCAACCUGGUGAUGGGCAAGGCCACAGCAGACUGGAGGUACCAAGGAGAAGAGCGUGGAAUCCAGGCCUACUACAAGCCGUCCUGCAGCCCGUCCGUCCAUGGGUUCCUCGGAGCUGUGGAGCUGGACAGACCCGUGGACAGAGUGUGGAGCGUCAUCUGCCAACUGUCCAAGAGCCACAUGUUCAACCAGUCCGUUCGUUCUGUCUGGACCCGACCACUAGAUGACAGCACUCAGCUGGUUUACGUACUAACAGACCCGUCCACCUGCCACCUGAGUCAGCCGCGGGACUUCUGCUGCAUCAGCACGGAGUCCAAGCAGGGUGGCCUGUGUGUGCUUGCCAUGCAGUCGGUGUUCGAGGAGUCUCUGCCUCGGCCCAGCGUGGAUGCUGUUCGGGGGGAAAUGAUGCCCAGUUGCUGGGUCCUGCAGCCAAUUAGACGCGGUGGAAAAGAAUCCACCAGGGUCAUCUACCUGCUGCAGGUCGACCUGGGAACUCCAUCCUUCCCUUCCCGACUCUUGAGCACUGUUGCCAGGCGACAGGCGGCCGUCAUCGCCGAUCUUGACGCUUUCCUCGCUUCGUGACUCCGGGCCGACGCAUGAAGACGCACCAGCAGUGAGCACUUAGCCCGAGGCCCCCCCCCCUCAGCACGGAGUUAUUAGUCUGCGUUGGGAAUUUGCACCUGAGAUUUAUUUACUUGACUUUUCUUCCAUGAGCACUAUUUCUAUGUUGAUUCCCAGUUACAGGAGUUGAAGCAGCUUUUUUUUUGUAUGAAGGUUAAUUUUUUUUACAAGAUAUUGAAACUGUAUUUUUCUAUUUGUACAUGAAUGCUUUUUACGAAUCCUUUUAUACCAAAGAUUGAAGUCUUAAGGGAACGAUUUGACAUUAGCACGUUUAGUGUGUUGCAUGUAGGUUUCGACGGAUUCAUCGAAUCACUCAUUUGAUGAAAUAGCUUCAUAAUUCUCUUAUAACCAGAUAAACACCAGCUAUUUAGAUUGUUUCAGUGUCUAUUUAGCUGUAGGUGUCAUUUAAUUCCUACAUUGAAGAGUGUAACCACAGCCAAAUAUGCUCAAGUCGAGGUCAAGACCAUAUUAGAGUUAGUAAAUGGUUAAUUAGAUAUAGAUAUAUAUUAGUGUCCGUCCAUAUCACUUUUAUCUAUCUAUGGCUGAUAAAUGCAGCCGGGUUGGAAGUCAUUUCAGAGGGCAGCAUCACUUUGUACCAGAUCUUUGCUCAAGCAGUUUAUGCAAAUACUUUAUUUUAACCUGUUGGUGUUGACGAUAAGAGACAUUUUCCAGAAGCUGAAACAUUGAGGCACAUUUAUGAAGGAAAUUAUUGAAUUUUGGUUUGAAACUCUCUUUUGAUAUGAAAAAACCAACAACACCCGAAUUCACCAUAUGAAGGAAAUAUUUGCAAAUAUUGUUCAGCCCUGAUUUGUGUUUGAACUUCAAAUGUCCUUCAGAUAUAUUAAGGACUUUGCAAAGAUUACUGGUGAAGUAAUUGUAAGAUUUCAUUGUUCAAUAAGGUGGAGCUUUAUUUUCUAUAUGCACGUUGGUGGAAGUUCCACUAAGAUUUAAAGGAAGGUUUAAAUUUAGGUACAUGAUUUGUACCAAUUUUAAAGUUAUUUUGAUACAAGAAAGUUAAAAUGUAAAGUUCACAACCCCAGUAAUAUUUGUACAUUUAGUACAUUCCCUGAUUUAUGUAUGGGAGAAAAUAGUGGUAAACUGAAGGAAGCGAAGGAUUAUUUAUUUAGUCUUAGACUGUUAUUUUAAGCGUGUGAUUAUCUGAAUGAGCACUGCAACUUGUAACCACUUAGCAGCUUCUUGUCUCUGCAGACAAUCUGAUCCUGAAACAGUUCUGUAGCAAAACAGUGAGAGGACGAGUCUGGGACAUUUUGAGGAUUAAACAGGUCAAAGGGACAAAUAGUCGUAUCAGCGUCAACCCAGUGACACAGAUUCAAGCCCAAGUGCAAACAUGUGGCUCCCUGACCCCCCCGACCCCCUGACCCCCCCGACCUCCCCUCUGUACUUCAUGGUACCCAAAAUCUGCAUAAGCUGAGUUUUAAGGGCUUUCGUUUCGCUCUCUCCUCUUUCAGACGUGUGUUGUAUUUAUUUUCAUCCUCCUGCCCGCAGUUUGAAAUACUGUUGAAUGUGUUUUUUUAAAGUUGUCUUCUGCUGCUUGCACAGAGCAGCUUAUGCAUUUAUUAAUGUUACGUACUUUUUGUUGUUGUUGUGCGAUGUUUAAAGAAAACUAUGCAGAAGCCGAUCGCCAGCAGGACGUCUCCCAGUCCUGCUGCUGGAUCCAGACAUGAAGCCAUAUUAUUUACACUAUUAUUUACACUAGCUGAAGGUUCGCGACUGUUUCGCCUCACGUUUGAGACGACAGACGUUCCCGCGGCAACCAAAGAAAAAACAAAAAAAUACAGACGAAGCGUGAACGAUGACGACUUCUGUCCUGAUUUCUGUUGUUUGUCUUUCUAUGUAUUUGAAAAAGUGCUCAUUCGUUGUUAUUUAUGUUCUGAUAUUGUGUGUUAAAUGUAUUUUAUUAUAAACACUCUUGCUUGUUGUUGCUAAUAAGUUUUCAUCUGCCCUGUGUGUGUUUUAUUGGAAUGAAUACAACAUAUUUUCAAGUGAAUCGUUAUUUUUCCCACUUUUUGAACUGAUCUCUUGUUUGUUUAUGUGAAGACGUGUUGACGGAUCGGAAUCAAUAAUGAAUCUU